Anopheles cruzii is the source of this 483-nucleotide messenger RNA. It is a transcript of the gene Tim9a, whose product is annotated as mitochondrial import inner membrane translocase subunit Tim9. The transcript has 3 exons. The record is from RefSeq and is a predicted model, not a curated record. Lineage: Eukaryota; Metazoa; Arthropoda; Insecta; Diptera; Culicidae. Bases 132 to 410 code for a protein of 92 amino acids.
CUGUCAAAACAAGUUCAGCCCGAGAUCCUCAACGUGCGCCCGGAUUGCAACUCUGCCGAAAGCAAAACUCCGCAAAAUUUUCGCUUCGAUUCUAGAAAUCGUGUGAUUACGUCAGUAAGUCCAGCUCAGUAAUGGCCACACAAAUAUCAAUCGACCAACUUGACAAGGAUCAAAUCAAAUCCUUUUCAGACUUCCUUCUUUCCUACAACAAGCUGUCCGAGCUCUGCUUCAUAGACUGUGUGAACGAGUUUACGGGGCGUACGGUCAGCGACAAGGAAGAUAAAUGUGCACUCAACUGCAUGGAGAAGUUCCUCAAGAUGAAUCAGCGCAUUUCACAGCGGUUUCAAGAGUUUCAGAUGCUGGCCAACGAAAACGCUAUCGCAGCUGCACAAAAGUUGGGCGUCAAAUGAGCGGUCGAUUUAUUUGUAGUGGAUGAUACACGUAGGGCUUAAAUAAAGCAAGGCUGGCGUAACGAUAACACGA